AUGAGCAAGAGAAAAGCCCCGCAGGAAUCUCUUAACGAGGGAAUCACAGACUUCCUUGUGGAGCUAGCUAACUACGAGAAGAACGUCAACAGGGCAAUUCACAAAUACAAUGCAUACAGGAAAGCAGCCUCUACAAUUGCCAAGUACCCUCAAAAGAUCAGAAAUGGGGAAGAAGCUAAGAAACUGGAUGGAGUUGGGGCCAAAAUAGCUGAAAAGAUUGAUGAGUACCUACAGACAGGAACACUACGGAAACUGGAAAAGAUUCGAAACGAUGACACCAGCUCCUCCAUCAAUUUUCUCACAAGAGUAACUGGAAUUGGCCCAGCUGCUGCCAGGAAGUUCUUUGAAGAAGGAGUGAAGAGUCUCGAAGAUUUGAAGAAGAUAGAACACAAGCUUAACCAUCAUCAACAGAUUGGGCUCAAGUACUUUGAAGAGUUUGAGAAAAGGAUCCCACGAGCUGAGAUGGAAAAGAUGGAGACACUUAUCAUUGGGGAGUUGACAAAGAUUGACACGGAAUACAUCGGAACGAUCUGCGGAAGUUAUAGGAGGGGUGCUGCAUCGAGUGGUGAUAUUGAUAUUUUGCUAACCCACCCGGACUUCACUUCACAGUCUGAAAAACAACCCAAACUCCUCCACGCUGUGGUAGAUCAUUUAGAGUCCAUUGGCUUUGUGACCGACACUCUAUCCAAAGGGGAUUCCAAGUUCAUGGGAGUGUGUCAGCUGCAGCAAGGAGAUGAAGAUGAGGAAGAAUACCUUCACAGGCGCAUUGAUAUAAGGUUGAUCCCCAAGGACCAGUACUACUGUGGUGUUCUGUAUUUCACCGGUAGUGAUAUCUUCAAUAAAAACAUGAGAACUCAUGCUUUGGAGAAGGGCUUCACACUCAACGAGUACACAAUUCGGCCACUUGGCGUCACUGGUGUGGCAGGGGAGCCUCUGUUGGUGGAUAGUGAAAAAGAUAUCUUUGAUUACAUCCACUACAAAUACAGGGAGCCUAAGGAUCGCAGCGAGUAA
This is a messenger RNA of Nerophis lumbriciformis (worm pipefish), 1011 nucleotides long. NCBI's taxonomy places the organism in Eukaryota, Metazoa, Chordata, Actinopteri, Syngnathiformes, Syngnathidae. The record is from RefSeq and is a predicted model, not a curated record.